This is a messenger RNA of Pelobates fuscus (common spadefoot toad), 1335 nucleotides long. RefSeq names its product tubulin polyglutamylase complex subunit 1 (gene TPGS1). Lineage: Eukaryota; Metazoa; Chordata; Amphibia; Anura; Pelobatidae. Bases 244 to 1080 code for a protein of 278 amino acids. Gene Ontology annotation, molecular function: microtubule binding. The transcript is spliced from 2 exons. Gene Ontology annotation, biological process: protein polyglutamylation. The record is from RefSeq and is a predicted model, not a curated record.
AUAAGGUGAAACUGUUAGGUCACUUCCUGGUUGAAGGACUAACCCAAUAAUCCGUAUCCAUGGCAAUCGUAAACAAGCAAUAUUCAAGAUAUCAACCUGCGUCUACACUGGCUAUUACCAUAGCAACAAGUCACGCAUUAUUUGCCCUUAAGCAAGAUGUCAGCUAUGGCUUUUUUAGGAUAAUGGGUAAGUCUCCAGUGCCAUACAAUGUGCUGACUCUCUCCCAGAUUCCCUCAGGUGUAAAUGAUGGCUGCGGAGAAGAGACGUGCGGUCGGAGGCUCUCCGGUCCCACGGCCUUCCCCUGGCCCCGCUAACGAGACUGAGUUCCUGGCCCAAACAGGGACCCGAGACAUGCUGAGAGAGGCCGUGCUGAAGCUCGUGGAAGCCAGGCCGGAGGAACCAGCAGCUUUCCUGGCAGAUUACUUCGAGAAGCUGGGGCAUGAUUCGGCUGAAGGAACAGUUUUGAUCGGGGACCACGGAUCACAUCUACUGGGGCAGCAACGCCUGGGGCGGGCCAUGUGGUACCUGAAACUGGCCCAUCACUCUCAGAGGACUGCUUUUAACAACAACCUCAACAUUGCAUAUGACUGCUUGAGUGCAGGAGGAAAGAAAAGGAAGCCUGGCCUUAAUGGGAAAAGUUACAGUGAAGUAUUGCGAAGAAUAUGCCGGGAAGGUGACCUCCCUGAGGAAAUCUCCUCUUCUCUCCUGAAGAGGAUACAGUGCCGAGACCACGAAGCUGUGCCAUUUGACGUUUUCCGAUAUGGUGUGCUAACAUGCUUUGUGCUGUUGGAAUUUAUGUGCAAAGCGGAAACGUUGUUCAGUAUCCUAGAUGGGAAUGGCCAGGCUGAUAAAAGUCUAUGUCAAGCUGUGCUGGAAACCCUUGAAGAGGCUUUGGUUGCCAGUGACAUUUGUAUCCCAGCCAGCUACCUGGAAGCAGGCUCAAAACUGGGACCCGACUGUUUGGCUGUAGUCAUGGAUAGGGCUUUUUUGAAUAGGGAUUCUGGCAUCACUAUGACCUUACAGGAGUUUUUAAUGGAUGCCUCUGCCUUGUUCCUUGAAAAAGUGAAGUCUGUUCAAUGAUGACUGCUGUCUGAUCAUUUUACUCUAGAUAUGAUUUAAUAGUCAAUAGGAAAAUCUAAAUGUUGUCCAUGCACAUGGCUUGGAACAAUUAAAGAGGUAUAGACUAGGCAUAGACAACCUUCGCACUGCAGAUGUUUUGGACUACACCUCCCAUGAUGCUUUGCCAGCAUUAUGUGUUAGAGCAUUAUGGGGGUUGUAGUUCACAACACCUGGAGUGUCGAAAGUUGCCUAUUCCUGGCAUAGACUAUGGUAUUU